This is a messenger RNA of Verruconis gallopava, 2402 nucleotides long. RefSeq lists its product as uncharacterized. Lineage: Eukaryota; Fungi; Ascomycota; Dothideomycetes; Venturiales; Sympoventuriaceae. The transcript is spliced from 6 exons. Bases 381 to 2402 code for a protein of 673 amino acids. The record is from RefSeq and is a predicted model, not a curated record.
GGCAGCCUGUCAGAUCUUGUUCGGAGCAUUUCGAUGGCUGCAGCCAUGAAUCCAACCCCUGGUUCCCCUUGACUCGCGGCACGGGCUAAUAUGGAAGGACGGCAAACGCCUUUCCACGACCGAUGGUGUGUGCUUUGACUGCAGGUCACCACAGGACGCUCCUGGGCUGGUUUGGUGUACAGAGACACUGAACGCUAUGGACAGCUCUUGCUCCCAUCAUGCUCACGACGCAGCCGUGUUUGAAAUUUCCACAGUCAAAACAGAUUUUUCUUUCCCUCACUCUUGCAUCUUUAUAGUCAAGCCUGAUCCUGCCGCCAACUCAGUUCGAAUCGCCAUGUAUUCGCAGAUGCCUGGAUGACCGAACUCCAGAUUUGCCCACCAUGGAGGCAGGGAAUGUCCCUUCGGCGGGGCUUCAGAUACGCUCGAUAUUCCAGUAUACCCCAGCAGUCCUCGCUUCCUAUCCACCCCCAAAUUAUGUCAAUCCAGCAAAAAGAGGACCUUUGCUCUAUAUUCUCAAUUCAAUUUUCUUCACGUGCAUGAUAACGUGUGUCACGUUGCGCUUCUAUGCUAGACUGUUUGUUCGGAAAUGGUUUGGCCCGGACGAUGUGUUCAUCCUGUGCGCUGUUGUUGGCGCGAUCGGCGUCACCGCCGUCGUUAUGUUAGGUUUUCACGAAUACGGCUGGAACUUGCACGUCUAUGACAUUCCACCGACGAAAUUCGCGGGAGCGGCACAGGUUCUCUUUGCCUCAAAAAUUCUAUGGUCGUUCACAUCGAAUUCCGUUCGAGCGUCGGUAACGUGUCUAUAUUAUCGACUCCUGACUCAUGUUGGUACGGUCCAACACCGCUGGAUAUUGCACGCCAACAGUGCGUUCAUUCUUCUGCUCUUUCUCACCCAGCAGAUAACAGUCGUGUUCGCAUGCUGGCCAAUCAGCUUGAAUUGGACGAUCCCCUUCACCGCAAAGGGCGAGUGCUUCGACAAUGGCAUGGCUUUGUUCACGACGGCGGUUCUCAACACCCUUUCCGAAGCAAUCGUUGCGGCUCUACCGCUUCCCAUUAUUCUUUCACUGAAUCUCAGCCGUCGUCAACGCAGAAUCACUAUCGGAAUGCUCUGCGGCGGGUUUGUGGUCGUUAUUGUCGGUUGCGUGAGGGUAUAUUAUCUAUGGGUUCUACUUGUAACGCACGACCCGUCAUGGUGGUCUCAACCUCAUUGGAUCUGCAGCGAAGUAGAGAUGGAUGUCGCCAUCAUCUGUGCCUGCGUGCCCGCCAUAACGCCCGUUCUGAGACGCGUGUUCAAGGGUGGUUGGCACGCCGCCAAAAGAGUCAAUCCUUCCUUCUCGAUGGCUCGCAGCGAUCUCUGCGCACAUCAUGCGCGAUCCUUGUUCAGCAGGCUCAAAGACCAUAACUCUUUGACCGGCCUUUCCGAAAGCACAAGCCGAUCUAAUCGAUCUCGUCGAUCUAAUCAAGCCUUGAGCCUCAGGCACGAGAUCGAUCUUGAAGGCAUCAGUAAUGAUGGCUACGGAUAUUCCGUCACCAUCACCACUGGACGAGGAACGAAAGUUAAGCGACGAUGGAACAUUCGGAACAGAACGUGGCACUACUACCCAGAGGAGCCCGUGUCCGAGGCCGAGGAUGAGCGCUCUUCUGUGCAGGACUUUAGAAAGAAGACCAUGGUUUCUCGAACCAAUAGCAAGGGGGAAAUAAUUGAAUCAGAACAUGACACAAGGAAUUCCGGCAAGCAAACUAUUGAGGUCAGAACAGAAACGGCAUUUGACGUGAGGGAGAGCUUUCAUUCCGAGAAAUUCGACAGAGGUUUUGAUUUCAGAAAUCCGUACAGGAGCGCUAUGCCGGGAAAACACGAAGAAGAUAUCGAGAUCGCACUGCAACUGCCUGCGGCUGAAGCUAGCGACUGGUCUCUGUUCGACGGCGAGGUCAAUCGUCUCAUGUCCGCACGACUACUCCCUGAGGAAUCGGACCUCCGCAACAAUAUGGACAGCCAAAUGCAAGACAUUCCGUCAUCACCUGUUUUGCCCGAAUCGGCCCGAUCGCGCCAGAGGACUUCUCCGUACGAGUCGCGACAGUAUUUUGGGCGACACAAGAGGCGAAGCUUGGAUUCCUUUGGACCACAGUCUAGUUCGACACGAGGUUCACAGGGCCACCGCGUCAGCCACAGCGACCACGAUGCCCAUCCUGGAGGUCCACUCUCACAGGGGACGGCCAACCUCGAGCGAGAUGUGAAGCUUCACUCAGCGCUACGAGCCCUGGUCAGUCCACGUCCGACUCCAAGCCUACCUCCGCCUGCACAAAUUCGGAAGGCAACCGUCGUACGGGCUCUGUCAAUCUGGAACCAGCCCAAUCCCCCGAAAGAGCUUGUUCGAGAGGAGGUAGCCAUCGAUCCAGCUUGA